AAUAUUGUUUGAAGACAAAAAAGUUGAACCGAACCUUGAACAACAGAUUCUAUUUAACGGUUAUCUAUUUUUAAUAUUAGGGGUUAAACAUUUAGAAUGCAUUCAUGGUAGAGACCAAACCAUCUCACGAAAAAAAAAGCAAAAAAAUGAAAAAUGCAAAUGAAGUGUUAAAUUAGUUGUUAAAGUUUAAAAAGAGCAACUUAUCUUUUCGAUACUUUACAUGGAUCCUAAGUUGAAACAUACUAAAACUGGAACUUUAGUCAAUAGUAAUCAAAUUAACAAAAUGAAAGAUGACUUUUUCAAAACCUUAAAAAGCUUAUUCAAGAAAACAGAUUUUAGUGACAAGGUGUUAUGCAUUAUUGAAGAACAAUUGGAUAAAACUAAAGAAGAUUCUAAUGUACACUUAAAAGAUCCGAUAGUUAAUAAUGGAUCAUUUUUACCAAAACAGAUUAGUAUUCCGAUUCACAGUUUGGUUUUCUGCAUUAAUAGCAGGUUUUUUAGAAAUCUAUUUUACGACUCCAAUAUGCUGGAAACAAAAGAGAACAAAGUUGUUUUACAUGUUACCCCUGGAGAUAUUCAGUAUGUGGAAUUGGUUAUUAAUUCAUUUUACGAUCCUGAUAUAAUUAACAACAUUAACACUAUUAAAUUGUUAAAGGUAUUAGAAUAUGCCGAUAGAUACUUAUGUGACUCACUUCUUAAGCAUGGGCUUUCUAUCGUCAAAAAUAUUGUUGUUACAAAUUUUGAUGAAUGUAAUUUUUUGUUAGAUAAAAUAGCUUACUUUGAAAACUAUCUUGGACAUUUAUUAACGAAAGACUUUUUUUUUAACGUCAAAAAAUGUUGCAGUCAGUUUCUUACAGAAGCAUUUACUCCGCUAGAAUGUUGUGUGUAUAAUAAAUCAUUAAAUGAUUUAAAUUUUUUAAGUUUUUUAACCUUAUUAAAGUCAGAUGGUGAGUUUCUUUUCAGUGAAAAUAGUGUAGUUACAUGUGUUUUAAACUGGUUAGAAGCAAAUGAAACACACCAAACAGAAGAAAACAUCAAAGCUUUGCUUUCAGAAUGCCGGUACGAAUACAUUGAUGUGUCAUUUUUAAGAAACGGGUUAUGCUACACAAAUUCCAUUUUUAGCAAAUGGUCCGGGUACCUAAAUUGGUAUAUCAACGCCGUUUCUUAUCCUUCUAUGCAAAACAAUGCCGCAGCUACUUCUAAAAGAACUAACAGGCAAAAAAAAAUAACUAGUUCUUCAACCGAAUUUCGCAACAUGGUAAAUCAUAAAAAGGCUACUAAAAAUAAUGAACUUUGCCACAAAUAUGAGCUAAAGAUGAAGUACAUUGUUGAUACAAAAAGAUGGAUCUCAGAUAAAAACAUGUUGUACCGUGGUUAUGUUUUACAACUUUUUGUUUAUGCAACGAAUAAGGUAGUGCUGGAAUUGAUAAUAGGAAAAGAUAAUCAAAAAAAAGAAAUGGAAAAUUUUAUUCUAAAAAUUCCUUUUGAAAUCCAAAUUUCAAAUUUUCAUGUUUCCCUUCAAGUCAAUGCAGGAAAUCAAAGUUUUUAUGGCAAUUGUUAUAACUAUCAAGAAACUCAAACACAUUUUUACAAUAAUUCUCAGCAUAAUGCUGAACGAAACUCAAAUUUUUACACAAAAAAAGAUGUUUUUCAAUUUAGCAACAGUAACUUUGCAGAUAUCUCACUUGGUGAAAUUCUAAACUAUCAACCUAGAGCAAUUCAACAUCAAAACGACAUGAUUGUUGCCAUUUACUUUACCGCAUAAACUUUAAUCGAGGUUUUUAAGACCUAUUUUUUUGCAUUUUUUUAAAUUGUCUUAAUUUAAAUUGGUUUGUUGCACCUUUACUUUUUCUAUUUGGUAGUAAUUGUUAUUACUGGAUGUGGAUUUUUGUUAUUUUUAAUUAUUUUUAACUUUA
Molecule: messenger RNA, 1916 nt
Organism: Hydra vulgaris (swiftwater hydra)
Lineage: Eukaryota; Metazoa; Cnidaria; Hydrozoa; Anthoathecata; Hydridae
Molecular function (GO): protein binding
Source: RefSeq, a predicted model, not a curated record